GCAGCCCGAGCAUCCCUGCUCAGCCGGAGAGGGAGCAUCGCCGAGAGUUCCCGUCCCCUCGGCCAUUCCCUUCCCCCCUCCUUUUCUUUAUUUGCGAGAGAAUUUCAGCUGCCUUAUUGGUUUCGUUUGAUUUGGAAACAUUUUUGGUUGCUUUGUGUGUGUGUGUGUGUCCUGUUUUUUUUUUUUUUUCUUUCCUCGUUUUAUUUGCAUCCAGAGCAUGGCGGGCUGCGGGCUGUCGGAAGACACCUUCCUCUCCUCCUUCUUUUACAACUACGGCUCCUCCUGGGAAACCCCUUCCAACCAGGUUUUUUGCGAAAAUCAGUGAACUAAUAUUGGUAAAAUUGGAGCCCCAUGGAUGAAGGGUACUUUUGUGCUGCUCUGGUUGGUGAGGACCAGCCUCUUUGCCCAGAUCUUCCUGAACUUGACCUUUCUGAACUUGAUGUGAAUGACUUGGACACAGACAGCUUUCUGGGUGGAUUGAAGUGGUGUAGCGACCAAUCGGAAAUCAUAUCCAACCAGUACAACAAUGAGCCUGCGAACAUAUUCGAGAAGAUAGAUGAAGAGAAUGAGGCAAACUUGCUAGCGGUCCUCACAGAGACACUGGACAGUCUCCCCGUGGAUGAAGACGGAUUGCCCUCAUUUGAUGCACUGACAGAUGGAGCCGUGACCACUGACAACGAGGCCAGUCCUUCCUCCAUGCCUGACGGCACCCCUCCCCCUCAGGAGGCAGAAGAGCCGUCUCUACUUAAGAAGCUCUUACUGGCACCAGCCAACACUCAGCUCAGCUACAAUGAAUGCAGCGGUCUUAGCACUCAGAACCAUGCAAACCACACCCACAGGAUCAGAACAAACCCUGCCAUUGUUAAGACCGAGAAUUCAUGGAGCAAUAAAGCAAAGAGCAUUUGUCAACAGCAAAAGCCACAAAGACGUCCCUGCUCAGAGCUUCUCAAGUAUCUGACCACAAACGAUGACCCUCCUCACGCCAAACCCACAGAGAACAGGAACAGCAGCAGAGACAAAUGCGCUUCCAAAAAGAAGUCCCAUACACAACCGCAGUCGCAACAUGCUCAAGCCAAACCAACAACUUUAUCUCUUCCUCUGACCCCAGAGUCACCAAAUGACCCCAAGGGUUCCCCAUUUGAGAACAAGACUAUUGAGCGAACCUUAAGUGUGGAACUCUCUGGAACUGCAGGCCUAACUCCUCCCACGACUCCUCCUCACAAAACCAACCAAGAUAACCCUUUCAAGGCUUCGCCGAAGCUGAAGCCCUCUUGCAAGACGGUGGUGCCACCGCCAACCAAGAGGGCCCGGUACAGUGAGUGUUCUGGCACCCAAGGCAGCCACUCCACCAAGAAAGGGCCCGAGCAAUCCGAGUUGUACGCACAACUCAGCAAGUCCUCAGGGCUCAGCCGAGGACACGAGGAAAGGAAGACUAAACGGCCCAGUCUCCGGCUGUUUGGUGACCAUGACUACUGUCAGUCACUCAAUUCCAAAACAGAUAUACUCAUUAACAUAUCACAGGAGCUCCAAGACUCUAGACAACUAGACUUCAAAGAUGCCUCCUGUGACUGGCAGGGGCACAUCUGUUCUUCCACAGAUUCAGGCCAGUGCUACCUGAGAGAGACUUUGGAGGCCAGCAAGCAGGUCUCUCCUUGCAGCACCAGAAAACAGCUCCAAGACCAGGAAAUCCGAGCGGAGCUGAACAAGCACUUCGGUCAUCCCUGUCAAGCUGUGUUUGACGACAAAUCAGACAAGACCAGUGAACUAAGGGAUGGCGACUUCAGUAAUGAACAAUUCUCCAAACUACCUGUGUUUAUAAAUUCAGGACUAGCCAUGGAUGGCCUAUUUGAUGACAGUGAAGAUGAAAGUGAUAAACUGAGCUACCCUUGGGAUGGCACGCAGCCCUAUUCAUUGUUCGAUGUGUCGCCUUCUUGCUCUUCCUUUAACUCUCCGUGUCGAGAUUCAGUGUCACCACCGAAAUCCUUAUUUUCUCAAAGACCUCAAAGGAUGCGCUCUCGUUCAAGAUCCUUUUCUCGACACAGGUCGUGUUCCCGAUCACCAUAUUCCAGGUCAAGAUCAAGGUCCCCAGGCAGUAGAUCCUCUUCAAGAUCCUGUUACUACUACGAAUCAAGCCACUACAGACACCGCACACACCGCAAUUCUCCCUUGUAUGUGAGAUCACGUUCAAGGUCACCCUACAGCCGUAGGCCCAGGUAUGACAGCUAUGAAGCCUAUGAGCACGAGAAGCUGAAGAGGGAUGAAUACCGCAGAGAGUAUGAGAAGCGGGAGUCUGACAGGGCCAAGCAGAGAGAGAGGCAGAAGCAGAAAGCAAUUGAAGAGCGCCGAGUGAUUUAUGUUGGUAAAAUCAGACCUGACACAACGCGGACAGAGCUGAGAGACCGCUUUGAAGUUUUUGGUGAAAUUGAGGAAUGCACCGUAAAUCUGCGGGAUGAUGGAGACAGCUAUGGUUUCAUCACCUACCGUUACACCUGUGACGCUUUCGCUGCUCUUGAGAAUGGAUAUACUUUACGCAGGUCGAACGAAACGGACUUCGAGCUGUACUUUUGUGGACGGAAGCAAUUUUUCAAGUCUAACUAUGCAGACCUAGAUUCAAACUCAGACGAUUUUGACCCUGCUUCCACCAAGAGCAAGUAUGACUCUCUGGAUUUUGAUAGUUUACUGAAGGAAGCUCAGAGAAGCUUGCGCAGGUAACGUGUUCCCAGGCUGAGGAAUGACAGAGAGAUGGUCAAUACCUCAUGGGACAGCGUGUCCUUUCCCAAGACUCUUGCAAGUCAUACUUAGGAAUUUCUCCUACUUUACACUCUCUGUACAAAAAUAAAGCAAACAACAACAACAACAACAAUAACAACAACAACAACAACAACAACAAUAACAACAACAACCAUACCAGAACAAGAACAACAACGGUUUACAUGAACACAGCUGCUGAAGAGGCAAGAGACAGAAUGAUAAUCCAGUAAGCACACGUUUAUUCAUGGGUGUCAGUUUUGCUUUCCCUGAAGGCUCUUGGUGACAGUGUGUGCGUGUGUGUGUGUGUGUGUGUGUGUGUGCGUGCAUAUGUGUGUGUGUGUGUUUAUGUGUGUGUACUUGUUUGGGAAGUACAUAUGUACACAUGUGAGGACUUGGGGGCACCUGACCAGAACGAACAAGGGAGAACCCCUUCAAAUGGCAGCAUUUCCAUGAAGACACACUUAAAACCUACAACUUCAAAAUGUUCGUAUUCUAUACAAAAGGAAAAUCAAUAAAUAUAAAUUAAAAGGAAAGAAAACUCACAAGCCACCCUAAAAUGACACUGCUGAUGCCUGUUGUCAGCCUCUGGUACCGUCUUUUCAGAAAGUGCAAAACCCAGAAAGUGAAAACCAACCUGCAGAGCAAGCUCUCUCUCUCUUAAUGUAAUGAGUACAUGACAAUCCCGAAGACACUACAGGUUGCAUAGAACUCAUAUCCACCUCUCUCUCUCUCUCUCUCUCUCUCUCUCUCUCUCUCUCUCUCUCUCGCUCCUCUCCCCCCUCUCCCUCCUUUGCCAUUGAAUCUGGGUGGGAGAGGAUACUGCAGGCACCAGAUGCUAAACUUUCCUAACAUUUUGAAGUUUCUGUAGUUUGUCCUUUGUCCUGACACCUAUGUAUAUGUCCAAAAUGUUGAUCUUCCACUGCAGAUUUUGAAAAGCCUUGUUAUUGGUCAAGCGGGGAGUGUGUUCAGUGGCUCCUUCUGAGGAGCAGAUGCGGUGUUACAUGACUACCGAGAGUUGAGUAGAACUCUCUGGAUGUGUUCAGAUAGUGUAAUUGCUACAUUCUCUGAUGUAGUUAAGUAUUUACAGAUGUUAAAUGGAGUAUUUUUAUUUUAUGUACAUACUCUACAACUAUGUUCUUUUUUGUUACAGCUAUGCACUGUAAAUGCAGCCUUCUUUUCAAAACUGCUAAAUUUUUCUUAAUCAAGAAUAUUCAAAUGUAAUUAUGAGGUGAAACAAUUAUUGUACACUAACAUAUUUAGAAGCUAAACUUACUGCUUAUAUAUAUUUGAUUGUAAAAAAAAAAACAAAACAAACAAAACAAAAGACAGUGUGUGUGUGUGUCCGUUGAGUGCAAGUCCAACAAAAUGGCGCUUCACGCACAUCCAUCCCUUCUUAGGUGAGCUUCAAUCUAAGCAUCUUGUCAACAACAACAACAAUCCUAGGCCCCUCAAGGUAUUAACCACUUCUGCAAUAUUUUUCCACAUUUUCUUGUUGCUUGUUUUUCUUUGAAGUUUUAUACACUGGAUUUGUUAGGGGAAUGAAAUUUUCUCAUCUAAAAUUUUUCUAGACAAUAUCAUGAUUUUAUGUAAAGUCUCUCAAUGGGGAACCAUUAAGAAAUGUUUUUAUUUUCUCUAUCAACAGUAGUUUUGAAACUAGAGGUCAAAAAAAAUCUUUUUAAAAUGCUGUUUUGUUUUAAUUUUUGUGAUUUUAAUUUGAUACAAAAUGCUGAGGUAAUAAUUACAGUAUGAUUUUUACAAUAAUCAAUGUGUGUCUGAAGACUAUCUUUGAAGCCAGUAUCUCUUUCCCUUGGCAGAGUAUGAUGAUGGUAUUUAAUCUGUAUUUUUUACAGUUAUACAUCCUGUAAAAUACUGAUAUUUCAUUCCUUUGUUUACUAAAGAGACAUAUUUAUCAGUUGCAGAUAGCCUAUUUAUUAUAAAUUAAGAGAUGAUGAAAAUAAUAAGGUCAGUGGAGACUUUCUACCCAGGGUGCAUGGCGGUUGUCAGGUUGGAGUGUACUUCUUCAUUUGGGAAACUCAGCUCUCACAGAAGCAGUGUUCCAUCUCUCACUAACAUGGCCUCUGAUACGACCAUGGUGUUGUUCUUGGUGACAUUGCUUCUGCUAAAUUUAAUAUUAAUAAUAAUAAAUGUCAGAAAAAAAAAAACCUCCAUUUUGAGCAUCAGGAUUUCAUCUGAGUAUGGAGUCCCUGCUAUGGGAGUCACUAAACUUUGGAGUGUGUAUUUGAUUUCCAAAUUGAGAUGCAUUUACUGUUUGGCUGACAUGAAUUUUCUGGAAGAUGUGAUAGACCUACUACUGAACCGUUUUGGGGUUUUGUUUUUUUUUUUUGUUGUUUUUUUUUCUCUCACCCAACACGAUCUUACAAAAUGGGUUUCACCCCCAGGCCAAUGCAGCUAAUUUUGACAGCUGCAUUCAUUUAUCACCAGCAUAUUGUGUUCUGAGUGAAUCCACUGUCUGUCCUGUCGAAUGCUUGCUCAAGUGUUUGGCUUAUUAUUUCUAAGUAGAUAGAAAGCAAUAAAUAACUAUGAAAUAAAAAAAGAAUUGUGUUCACAGGUUCUGCGUUACAACAGUAACACAUCUUUAAUCCGCCUAAUUCUUGUUCUGUAGGUUAAAUGCAGGUAUUUUAACUCUUUGUGAACGCCAAACUAAAGUUUACAGUCUUUCUUUCUGAAUUUUGAGUAUCUUCUGUUGUAGAAUAAUAAUAAAAAGACUAUUAAGAGCAAUAAAUUAUUUUUAAGAAAUCAAUAUUUAGUAAAUCCUGUUAUGUGUUUAAGGACCAGAUGCGUUCUCUAUUUUGCCUUUAAAUUUUUGUGAUCCAACUUUAAAUACAUACGUUCUCUUGUUUGCCCUGGAUCAUGGACAUGACUGAAAUAUUGUGGUUUCUUUUCUUACUUAUCAAAAGACAACACUACAGAUUUCAUGUUGAGGAUUCAUUGAGCUCUCACCCUCUGGCCUGACAAAUCUUGUUACCAUGAAGAUAGUUUCCUCCGUGGACUUCAAAUUGCAUCUAAAAUUAGUGAAGCUUUUGUAUCUUAUGCAGACACUGUGGGUAGCCCAUCAAAAUAUAAGCUGUAAGCUUUGUUCCUUUCUUUCUUUUUUUAUUUUAUUUUAUUUAUUUUUUUUACUUCUUUUGGGAGAGAAUAUUUCCAACAAACACAUGCACCCCACCAACAGGGGAGGCAAAUUUCAGCAUAGAUCUAUAAGACUUCAGAUGAUCAUGGGCCAUUGCCUUCAUGCUGUGGUAAGUACUACAUCUACAAUUUUGGUACCCGAACUGGUGCUUUAGAAAUGCGGGGUUUUUAUUUAAAAAAAAAAAAAAAGAAGAAAUGUAGCAGAAUAAUUCUUUUAGUGCAACAACUCAGUUUUUUUAAAGGACUCUGAGAACACUUGGGCUGUCAACAUUCAAAGCAACAGAGAGGGAACCUGGCACUAUUGGGGUAAAGUGUUUGGGUCAGUUGAAAAAAAAAAA
Messenger RNA from Mus pahari (shrew mouse), 6236 nucleotides. It is a transcript of the gene Ppargc1a, whose product is annotated as PPARG coactivator 1 alpha. Bases 352 to 2712 code for a protein of 786 amino acids. The record is from RefSeq and is a predicted model, not a curated record. Lineage: Eukaryota; Metazoa; Chordata; Mammalia; Rodentia; Muridae. Gene Ontology annotation, molecular function: transcription factor binding; RNA binding. Gene Ontology annotation, biological process: positive regulation of transcription by RNA polymerase II. The transcript has 14 exons. Gene Ontology annotation, cellular component: nucleus.